This is a messenger RNA of Pseudophryne corroboree (corroboree frog), 3543 nucleotides long. It is a transcript of the gene RUVBL1, whose product is annotated as RuvB like AAA ATPase 1. Gene Ontology annotation, biological process: regulation of transcription by RNA polymerase II; box C/D snoRNP assembly; chromatin remodeling. Lineage: Eukaryota; Metazoa; Chordata; Amphibia; Anura; Myobatrachidae. The record is from RefSeq and is a predicted model, not a curated record. Gene Ontology annotation, molecular function: ATP hydrolysis activity; DNA helicase activity; ATP binding. The coding region runs from base 145 to 1515 and encodes 456 amino acids. The transcript is spliced from 11 exons. Gene Ontology annotation, cellular component: R2TP complex; Swr1 complex; NuA4 histone acetyltransferase complex.
GGUGCUUCCUGGAGCCUUGGUAACCGCAUGGUAACGCGCUGUGGAAGCCGGGAUUUCCGCUCUGUGUCUCUGUCUCUGCUCGGACAGGAGAACCCGCACACCCGGUGACCCGCGCUGCACACCUGCCGCCUCACCGCCAGCACCAUGAAGAUCGAGGAGGUUAAGAGCACCACGAAGACCCAGCGCAUCGCCACCCACAGUCACGUCAAAGGCCUGGGCUUGGAUGACAGCGGGGUGGCCAAGCAGGCGGCGGCCGGGCUGGUGGGUCAGGAGAACGCCCGGGAGGCAUGUGGCGUAAUCGUAGAGCUAAUUAAAAGCAAGAAAAUGGCUGGAAGAGCCGUGCUGCUCGCAGGACCUCCUGGAACUGGCAAGACCGCCUUGGCUCUAGCCAUCGCUCAGGAGUUGGGCAGCAAAGUCCCAUUUUGCCCCAUGGUUGGCAGUGAAGUCUAUUCCACAGAGAUUAAGAAAACCGAGGUAUUAAUGGAGAAUUUCCGAAGAGCUAUUGGUCUGAGAAUUCGGGAAACCAAGGAGGUGUAUGAAGGGGAGGUGACGGAGUUAACCCCUUGUGAGACCGAGAAUCCGAUGGGAGGUUACGGCAAGACAAUUAGCCAUGUUAUCAUUGGUCUGAAAACCGCCAAAGGAACCAAACAGUUAAAGCUGGAUCCCAGCAUCUAUGAGAGCUUACAGAAGGAGCGAGUGGAGGUCGGUGAUGUCAUUUACAUUGAGGCGAACAGCGGUGCAGUAAAGAGGCAGGGCAGGUGCGACACCUAUGCCACAGAGUUUGACCUUGAAGCCGAGGAGUACGUUCCGCUGCCAAAGGGAGAUGUUCACAAGAAGAAAGAAGUGAUUCAGGAUGUAACGCUGCAUGACCUGGAUGUGGCCAACGCGAGACCUCAGGGAGGCCAAGAUAUUCUGUCUAUGAUGGGUCAGCUGAUGAAGCCGAAGAAAACUGAAAUUACAGACAAGCUGAGAGCUGAAAUAAACAAAGUGGUGAAUAAAUACAUUGACCAAGGCAUCGCAGAGCUGGUUCCGGGGGUGCUGUUUAUCGACGAGGUCCAUAUGCUGGACAUAGAAUGUUUCACCUAUCUCCACCGCGCCCUGGAGUCCUCCCUGGCCCCCAUCGUCAUCUUUGCCACCAAUCGGGGUAAUUGCGUCAUCAGGGGCACUGAAGACGUGUUUUCCCCUCACGGCAUACCCCUGGAUCUGCUGGACAGAGUGAUGAUCAUCCGCACCAUGCUGUACACGCCGCAGGAAAUGAAGCAGAUUAUAAAGAUCCGGGCCCAGACGGAGGGGAUCACCAUUAGCGAGGAAGCGUUAAAUCACUUGGGAGAUAUUGGCACAAAGACUACGCUGAGAUACUCCGUACAGCUGCUGACCCCAGCUAACCUCCUGGCCAAAAUAAAUGGCAAAGACAGCAUCGAAAAAGAGCACGUGGAAGAAAUCAACGAACUCUUCUACGAUGCCAAAUCCUCUGCCAAAAUCCUGGCCGAACAGCAGGAAAAGUACAUGAAAUGACCGACCGAGAGGAAUGUUGCUAGACGUCCCACACUGAACUUUGUUUUUCACCAUGAACUUGAAGAGCGUUUUAAGUCCGGUCUGUCACGAGCAGAUAGUACAUCAGUGUGCCGGAACAUCGCCUGCGUUGCAAAUGUGAACUGGUUACAAAAUAUUUAAUGUACUUUUUUUUUUUUUUUUCUGAUUUAGAUUUUUAUUGAAACUAACUUUUUUUUUUUUAAUUCCCCCUCCCCCCCCCCCCCCCCCACCACCACCACCACGUAUAAUUUAUCCACCAUAUUUUGAUGAUUUCUCCUCCACACUUACAAACAAAUAGUACUGAAAUCCAUUCCAUCAGCUGCACAGUGAUUAAAAGGUAAAUGGUUGCACAGAUGCCUUUGGCAGCGGCCCUCUUAAGCCAUACAAAGUAGAUCGUGGUGCGAAUGUGAAUGAAACGGAUGAGAGGCGGCCAUUGAGCGAGCCUUCACCACGUUUGUUAUUCUCCUGCACCUCCGCAAUUAUCAAAUCCAUCUUCACAGUUGAAGUUUUUACAACCAAAUUGCCAAGAUGGGUAGGAAGCUUUCCCGAUUCAUUAUGUGCAGGAAGCUGGGCCCUGCCGAAAAGGGACAUAUUAGUUACAUCUUAUCAGCCUGACACCUAAUCUAGCAACAAUUACAACAGACCCAUAUAUCCUGAAAUUUCAAUUUCAGUGAAGCAAAAAAAAAAAAAUUGUAAUGUUAAGAUGGUGGCAGAGAGGGGGAGGGAUGAGGAGGGUCUGUGAAUUUUGCAUAUGGUAAAUGAGACUGAACUUGCGAUGGCUAAGGCUGAAACAAAUAGUGUUAAACACUGCUCAUUUUGUUGUCAGUGAUGUGUGUCAUUGACUUUUCCGUGGCUGUAAAUGGGUUAAAGGGCACCAAUCUCGUAUUGUCUGACGGCUUGUGCGGACAGGAGGAAGGAUCCAUUAUCCUCCUAGUCCAUUUGCCUGCCGCCUGUGUUUCCCCCUUAUAGAAACAUUGCUGAUAUUUCCUUUAGAUCGCUCUCAUUUUUGGAAUUGAUGUUACAGAUUAAGACCACCUAUAUACAGUACAGAGUAUACUGCUGGAUACUUGGGUAAUAUAGCUCUCUAUAGGUAAAUUUAUCAAGACUGUGGGGUAAAUUUACUAUGCAGCACUGUUCAAAACCCGAAUUAGUGUUUUGUCGACAUUGACCAUGUCAACAUUCAUCUGAUGAAAUGUUGGUAGAAGAAUGUUGACAAAACAUCCCAGGUGUUCUAGAGGUGACUUACCUGCUACGACAGCUCCAGCGCCAUAUUCUGGCGGAUCAGGCUGAUGUGAAUACUAACCUCCCCUCCUGUAGCCUAACCCGCCCCCUGGUGACACACUGCAGAAUGUCGGCAUUUCACGUCAACAUUGUAUAAAUAUCAACAUUCUGCCCAUGCAGACUUGGUCAGUGUUGGCACUUUAACUAUGUCAACACGAUUGCUGACAUUUUAGUGUCCACAUAAUCAAUACAUACCUCAAAACCACCGCUUCUUCGGCUUGUGGAUUUAAAGGGAAAUUAAUAUUUCCCGUUUAAAUUCAGUGGCUGUGGGAAGUAAAAGUAUCCCAUUGUGUUUUGUUUCUCUGGAGAACAAAUUCCAUUGACGCAGGCACCGACACAUAAACUUGUGCCCCUCUACGUUCAGGAAGGUUCCGUGCUCUCUGUGUACGAAGUGUAGAUGCAUCUGAAACACAACCUGCAGUGUUUCCGGUCUAUCCUGAGCUUAGUGAGUGCACAGAACGACAAGGAGUUCUGCGAGAGGCCCUAACAAAGUAACCAGGGUGGUCCCACUAUUAUACACAAGGACCAUACCUAUAGGAGACAAUACAGCCAUUAUUCUCAUACAAGGGGAAACUAGACCUUGCUCCUAAAGCCACUGUGGAUAUUGAAGUGGAUGGAACAAGCCUUUAGGUGGCACUGAUGCCGUAGUGCUGGACAGUGGAGUAUGCCUCAUUGUGUAAGACUUAUCCUAAUACUUGCAAUAAACAAACUGGUGUAUAUUAAGAAUAA